UCCUCAGCAUCUCAGAGAAGCAGGCUGUCUCAGCGUGUUUUAAUGAGUCUUCUCGGCUGUGUCCGUGUGGAUAAACCAUCGAACAGUUUGAAAUCUUAAUCUCAGAAGCGCCCGGUGAUCAUGGAGGCGCCCGCUGAGCCGGAAACACCCGAAGAGAGGCUCAAAGAAGAGACUCAAGUCCAGCAGGAGCAGAAAGCUGAGGAGGAGUCUGCUGCAGAGGUCCAGUCUCUGUCCAAACGGCAGAGGAAGAAGCUCCAGCGGCAGCUCAAGUGGGAGGAGGAGAGGGAGGCCCGGAAACAGAAACGAAAAGACAGAAAGCAGCAGCGGCGUCAGCAGAGGCAGAAUCAGCCGGAGGAGGAAAGAGGCCAGCAGAGCUCCAGGAAGCGGCCGUGCAGAGAGAGCUCCCCCUGCUCCCUGAAGCUGGUGUUGGACUGCAGCUUCGACAGCUUGAUGCUCAUCAAGGAUAUCCGGAAGCUUCACAAACAAAUCCAGCGGUGUUAUGCCGAGAACAGACGAGCGAAGAGUCCGGUGCAGUUUUAUCUGACGAGCUUCGGAGGACAGCUGAAAGAGAGCAUGGACGAGAAGGACAAGGGCUGGGUGAACUGGAAGGACGUGACCAUCAGCCCGGAGCACUACAGCGACGUCGUCCCCAGAGACCAGCUGGUGUACCUGACCUCCGACUCCCCCAACGUGCUGCAGGAGCUGGACCAAACCAAGGCCUACGUGAUCGGAGGCCUGGUGGACCACAACCACCACAAGGGCAUCACCUUUGAACGGGCCAAAGAGCAGGGAAUCGAACACGCCCAGCUGCCUCUGAGCAGCUUCGUCAGGAUGAACAGCAGGAAGGUUCUGGCCGUCAAUCACGUGUUCGAGAUCGUCCUGGCGUACCUGGAGACGGGCAGCUGGCGGGACGCCUUCUUCACCGUCCUGCCGCUGCGGAAAGGAGCCGUGGCCGUCGACGCCGACGGGAUGAGCGCCGAAGAAAAUGAGGACGUAGAGGAAACACAGAACUCAGGACAAACAGACGGCUCUCAGCAGAGCUGAAACAACAGUUAUACUCAUAUUUAAGACUUUCUGUGUCCCCAUUUGAUUUUAUUUUAUUUUAAAAAUAUUCUCAAGUUUUUUUUAUAACAGAGACCACGUCAGAGAGAUGGUGGUGUGACGGACUAUAACUAUAUCAGUACUUUAAAUGUGUGAAGCAGACAGUGGUUCAGCUGUGAUGACGACCGGUGGAGAUUUUUGCUUUUCUUCUGAAAAAAUGAGUUUGUGAGUCUGACAUGGAGGUGAGCAGCAUCCUCACAGAGCGCAAUGAGUAAACUCUGAUUUGGGAUUUAUUUUUCCCUGUGUGGUCAGUUUGUUCAUAGAUAGAUAAAUUCAUCCGCUCAGGGAAAUGAACUUGUCACACAGCUCACACUAUAAAAUGCACACAAUACAUACACACACACACACACACACACACACACACGUUUGUCUGAUAAUUAUCAUAUCGUAGUUUUAUGAGGUGAAGCCAAAUUCCUCUGGAUGGUAACGUAUUCCUGACCUCGGUGUUUACAUGGGAAAAUGAAGGAUUAGAUCCUUCUUACCGCUGGGGGCUGUGAAGCGUUCUGAUUGGACGGGGCGGCCG
Messenger RNA from Salarias fasciatus (jewelled blenny), 1624 nucleotides. RefSeq names its product tRNA methyltransferase 10A (gene trmt10a). Gene Ontology annotation, cellular component: nucleus; nucleoplasm; cytosol. Gene Ontology annotation, biological process: tRNA N1-guanine methylation. Lineage: Eukaryota; Metazoa; Chordata; Actinopteri; Blenniiformes; Blenniidae. Gene Ontology annotation, molecular function: tRNA binding; methyltransferase activity. The transcript is spliced from 7 exons. The record is from RefSeq and is a predicted model, not a curated record. The coding region runs from base 121 to 1044 and encodes 307 amino acids.